Molecule: messenger RNA, 2640 nt
Organism: Peromyscus eremicus (cactus mouse)
Lineage: Eukaryota; Metazoa; Chordata; Mammalia; Rodentia; Cricetidae
Gene: Rbck1
Product: RANBP2-type and C3HC4-type zinc finger containing 1
Exons: 12
Coding region: 607-2103 (498 amino acids)
Biological process (GO): proteasome-mediated ubiquitin-dependent protein catabolic process; positive regulation of canonical NF-kappaB signal transduction; protein linear polyubiquitination
Cellular component (GO): LUBAC complex
Molecular function (GO): ubiquitin-protein transferase activity; ubiquitin binding
Source: RefSeq, a predicted model, not a curated record
GACUUCGGUUGACCAGAGUAAGGCGGGGAGGGAACACUUUAUGCCUCUAUCCUUUGCCCUUCCACCCAGAUUUGGAGGAACACCGAUAGUGUUAUGUCCUGUUUGCUGGAAAUCCUGCCCUCCUAGUAAAACCAAGCUCAGAGCUCUGGGCCACCUUUAGCGACCUCUCCUAUUUGCUUGCAUUCACUCCUACCAGCCUCUUCUGUCUCCUACUGGGGAUUGAACCUGGGGCUUCAUGCAUGCUAGGCAAGUGCUCUAUGACUGAGAUAUGCCUCCAGUCCUUGGCUUUUUUGUUCUGAUCCAACCACUUCUUGCCCAAGGCCUUUGCCCUUUUUCUGGCUUCUUGAAACAGUCUUCUUUAUUGGAUAUUGGAAUGCCCAGCAACCCUUCAUUCAGGUCUUAGUUUCCCUUACCUCCGAGAGGUUUCCCCUGACCUCCUUACUCAAUUAUUGCUAGAAUGGAUCACAGCCUGAUUAUCUUGUCAAACCUUAAAAUAGAGGUUUGUGAGGAGAAGGAUGCUUUUCAUCUUAACCACUGUUAGAGUCCUCUCUCUGGACUAGUGGCUGGCAUACAGCAGAGUUCAAGAAAUGUUUGUCAGCAGAGGAGAUGGCCCUGAGCCUUGCCCGGGCAGUGGCCGGCGGAGAUGAACAGGCUGCUAUGAAGUAUGCCACCUGGUUGGCAGAGCAGAGGGUGCCCCUCAGGGUGCAAGUAAAACCCGAGGUCUCCCCAACACAGGACAUCAGGCUGUGUGUGAGCGUGGAGGAUGCCUACAUGCACACCGUCACCAUUUGGCUCACAGUGCGCCCUGAUAUGACAGUGGCCUCCCUCAAGGACAUGGUAUUUCUGGACUAUGGCUUUCCACCCAGCCUGCAGCAGUGGGUGGUUGGACAGAGGCUGGCGCGAGACCAGGAGACCCUGCAUUCGCAUGGUGUUCGACGGAACGGAGACAGCGCCUACCUCUACCUGCUCUCUGCCUGCAACACCUCACUCAACCCUCAGGAGCUGCAGCGGCAGCGGCAGCUUCGCAUGUUGGAAGAUUUGGGCUUCAAGGACCUUACCCUGCAGCCACGGGGUCCCUUGGAGCCUGUCCUUGCCAAGCCCAGGGCCCAGCAGGAGCCCGGGCAGCCAGACGCAGCCUCAGAGUCACCACCGGUGGGCUGGCAGUGCCCUGGCUGUACUUUCAUCAACAAACCCACACGGCCCGGGUGUGAGAUGUGCUGUCGUGCAAGGCCCGAAACCUACCAGAUACCUGCCUCGUACCAGCCUGAUGAGGAAGAGCGAGCGCGCCUGGCUGGUGAGGAGGAGGCGCUGCGCCAGUACCAGCAGCGGAAACAGCAGCAGCAGGAGGGGAACUACCUGCAGCACGUGCAGCUGGAGCAGAGGAGCCUGGUGCUGAACACCGAGCCCGCUGAGUGCCCCGUGUGCUACUCGGCGCUGGCACCCGGCGAGGCCGUGGUGCUGCGCGAGUGUCUGCACACCUUCUGCAGGGAGUGCCUGCAGGGCACCAUCCGAAACAGCCAGGAGGCGGAGGUAUCCUGCCCCUUCAUUGACAGCACCUACUCGUGCCCUGGCAAGCUGCUGGAGAGGGAGAUCCGGGCGCUCCUGUCCCCUGAGGACUACCAGCGCUUCCUGGACCUGGGUGUGUCCAUCGCCGAGAACCGCAGCACCCUGAGCUACCACUGCAAGACCCCCGACUGCAGGGGCUGGUGCUUCUUUGAGGAUGAUGUCAACGAGUUCACCUGUCCUGUGUGCUCCCAUGUCAACUGUCUGCUCUGCAAGGCCAUCCAUGAGCGCAUGAAUUGCAGGGAGUAUCAGGACGACUUGGCCCUUCGGGCUCAGAAUGAUGUGGCUGCCCGGCAGACAACGGAGAUGCUGAGGGUGAUGCUGCAGCAGGGUGAGGCGAUGCACUGCCCGCAGUGCCGGAUUGUGGUGCAGAAGAAGGAUGGCUGUGACUGGAUCCGCUGCACUGUCUGCCACACUGAGAUCUGCUGGGUCACCAAGGGUCCCCGCUGGGGCCCUGGGGGCCCAGGGGACACCAGUGGGGGCUGCCGCUGCCGGGUCAAUGGGAUUCCUUGCCAUCCUAGCUGUCAGAACUGCCAUUGAGUCGAAGAUGGUAGCCCUCAAUAUUGAUCCAGACCCACAUGUGUAGCAGCUAACGGAGGACCAGGCCAGGGUUUGGCCACUGUACCUUUAUGCUUGGCCAGGCGAAGGCCCUGAGCUGUGCUGCCAGCCUGCUUGCUGUUACAGGAGCCCAGCUUAGCUGGGGUCACGUCGGUCCCAAUGCCUGCGUUGCUCCACAGGGUUACUGACCAGCCCUUAUGGCCCUGAGCUAGACACUCUAUCUACCCUUACUAGCCACCAGCCUUAAUUAAACACAGCCCUGGCCUAAGGCCUGGCUGGCUAGUGCUCUGAGCCUCCGAGUGACUGUUCUCCCUCAGCAUGCUCCCUGAGGACCCACAGCCUCAUCCUUUGCCUUGCUGGCUUUCUGAGCACUUUUGCUGCUGUUGCUGCUGAAGGCCUGGCACCUCUUAGGGCCACUGUGAACCCAAGCAGGUAGAACGGUAGGUCAGAAAACAUAGCCCAUGGGGUCCAGCUCUGUAUCCCCCUUUGAAUAAGUGAAUUAAAAUUGUUUUCCAGAAA